Messenger RNA from Vitis riparia (riverbank grape), 2627 nucleotides. RefSeq names its product proline-rich receptor-like protein kinase PERK1. The record is from RefSeq and is a predicted model, not a curated record. The coding region runs from base 368 to 2413 and encodes 681 amino acids. Gene Ontology annotation, biological process: protein phosphorylation. The transcript is spliced from 11 exons. Gene Ontology annotation, molecular function: ATP binding; protein kinase activity. Lineage: Eukaryota; Viridiplantae; Streptophyta; Magnoliopsida; Vitales; Vitaceae.
GCUCUUCCUUGCCGACACUUUCUUCACCCUCAAAUUUCACUCUCAAAAACUUCUUGAUUUUCCACUAUUUUUUUAUUUUUUUUUAAAGCAACCCCAUUUGAUUAACCAAGCUUUUUUCAUCACCACAUCACUAAUUUAAUUUUUCUUUAAUUUUUUUAAAAUAUUUUCUCAGCCUCAGAAUGUAGUUAGAGUUGGUAUAGCUGACGAAUCUUUGGCGGCAAUCCCAUUUUUAAAGCAUGUGUGGGGCUGAAUGGGAACAAAUUUUAGAGAUUGAGAUGAUGAUUUCAAGAAUUGGAAAGACUUUUACCUAGUGAAAAUUUGCAGAGGACUCUGCAAAUAGAGAGAGGAGGAGGAACAAGAGGAUACAAUGACAGUUGAGGCUGUUGAGAAGAAGAAUGUGCUGGUGGGGAUUAGGGUUGACAGCCAUAGCAGAGAGCUGCUGAAUUGGGCUAUAGUGAAAGUUGCAGAACCCGGAGAUUGUGUGGUUGCAGUUCAUGUUAGUCAAGAUCUUUCUUUGAGAGAUAAGCUCUUGUUGGAGGGCUAUUUGGAGGUUCAUGAACGCCUCUGCGAUAUAAAGCAGGUGGAUCUCAUUGGGCAGGUCUUACCAGGAAGAUCAAUCAAAAGGGUUCUGGUGAGAGAGGCCAAGAGAUGUGCUGCUGCAGCUGUUGUUGUGGGGAUAAACUGGAAAAAUGCAAUUGGGGGUUGGGCUUCAAUGGCUAGAUAUUGCGCGAAGAGGCUGCCCUCUGACACUGAAGUUCUCGCUAUUCACAAUGGGAAGGUUGUUUUCAGAAGGUGUUCCAAUGGCCAAAUACCAGGUGAUCCCAGACCGAGCUUUUAUCUACCUGGGAACUCUAAUCCCAGAGAAACACAAUCUGAAUUUGCUGAUUCUGAGGCAUCAGAUAUUGAAAGAGCCAGUUCUGUAGUACUUCAGAGCUAUGAAGAAGGAUCAGAUAAAAGCCUGAAGGACAACAACUUCAGCCUGGGCUAUGAACACAAGAAAGUUUCCAGGAGAUCGAAUUCACUUUUUGUUGGAGACCCUUCAGAGCAAAGGCCUGGUUGGCCCCUACUGCGAAGGACUAAUUCGGUGAUCCCACAGGCUCCAAAUGGAAGAACAAUGUCUGUUGUGCAGUGGGUAAUGAGCUUACCAGACCGUUCUCCGCCAGAAACUCCUCAAUGCCCAGAUAAAACAGAAAGUCCUUUGGGUAGCGGGAUUGGUCACUUCACGAAUAAGAUUAACCAGAAUAGAUCAUCUUCAUGGGUAGAGCUGCCUAAAGAACUAGAACUUCUCCUCAAAACAAACUCAUCUGAUUGCAGGUGGUUCAGUCAUGAGGUUUUGAAAGCUUCAACUUCUCAAUUCUCCUCAGAAAAUCUGAUUGGGAAAGGAGGAUGUAACCGUGUAUACAAGGGUAUUCUUCCAAACAGCAAACAAGUGGCAGUAAAGGUUCUGAAGUCAUCCAAAGAAGCAUGGAAGGAUUUUGCCAUGGAAGUCAAUAUCAUGUCCUCAUUGAAGCACCGACAUAUUGCCCCUCUGCUUGGGAUCUGCCUUGAAGAUAGUCAUCUAAUUUCGGUUUAUGAGUUCUUUUCUAGAGGAAGUUUAGAGGAAAACCUACAUGGUAGCAUCAAACACAAAUCAGCAUUGUCAUGGGAAGUGAGAUUCAAUUUAGCUGUAGGCGUUGCAGAAGCCCUAAACUACUUACACAAUGAGUGUUCUAAACCUGUUAUUCAUAGAGAUAUCAAGUCUUCAAACAUUCUUCUUUCCAAUGAUUUUGAACCACAGUUAGCCGACUUUGGCCUCGCUAUAUGGGGACCCACAACUUCUUCCAUUCUAACACAUGGCGAUGUAGUUGGAACUUUUGGGUAUCUUGCUCCUGAGUAUUUCAUGUAUGGUAAAGUCAGUGAUAAAAUCGAUGUCUACUCUUUUGGUGUGGUUCUCCUUGAAUUAUUAUCAGGAAGAAAGCCAAUUGGUUCUGAGAGCCCCAAGGGCCAAGAAAGCUUGGUGAUGUGGGCAAAACCAAUAUUGGAGAGUGGAAAUCUAAGAAGUAUAAUGGAUCCAGACCUGGAUGGAAAAUUUGAUGAGGUUCAAAUGCAAAGAAUGGUUCUUGCAGCUACACUUUGCAUCACACAGGCAGCCAGGCGUCGCCCCAAAAUAAGCCAGAUACUGAAGCUAUUGAGAGGGGAGAAAGAUGUUGCUAAGUGGGUGAACUCCCAAAUUGAAGAUCAACAUGAUUUAGAGAAUCAGGAUGAAAAUGAUGAUGAAGUUUAUCCAGAUUCAAGUGCAGAGUCACACCUGGGUCUUGCUUUGCUUGAUGUGGAUGAUAAUUUUACAUCAUUCAGCAGCAUGGAGCAAGGCAACCGCCUUUCCUUAGAGGAAUAUAUGAAAGGAAGAUGGAGCAGAUCAUCAAGCUUAGAGUAGCUUCUCUUGUACACUGUUAAAAUACCUUUUCACUUGUACUUUUCACUUGGUGUUUUUAUGCCAAUCUAGGUUGUGGGAUGUGUAGUUUGUCCCCAUAUAGGCAAGGAAAGUAAAUGUUUGCACCCAAUGAUGAGGUGGUUUGUAAAUUUAAAAAUAUAGAAAUCCCAUUGCAUAUUAAGGGAAUCAAACUAGUCUAGUCUUUCAGUUUUGAAAA